Molecule: messenger RNA, 1542 nt
Organism: Aptenodytes forsteri (emperor penguin)
Lineage: Eukaryota; Metazoa; Chordata; Aves; Sphenisciformes; Spheniscidae
Product: nucleoside diphosphate kinase
Exons: 5
Coding region: 11-472 (153 amino acids)
Biological process (GO): CTP biosynthetic process; UTP biosynthetic process; GTP biosynthetic process
Molecular function (GO): nucleoside diphosphate kinase activity
Source: RefSeq, a predicted model, not a curated record
CGGCAGGACGAUGGCUUCUAUCUCCGAGCGCACCUUCAUCGCCAUCAAGCCUGACGGAGUCCAGCGGGGACUGGUGGGAGAGAUCAUCAAGCGGUUUGAACAGAAAGGAUUCAAACUGGUGGCCAUGAAAUUAAUACAUGCCUCUGAAGACCUUCUGAGAGAACACUACAUUGACCUCAAGGACCGGCCGUUCUAUGAUGGUCUGGUGCAGUAUAUGCACUCGGGACCUGUUGUAGCUACGGUGUGGGAAGGUCUUAACGUGGUUAAGACUGGAAGAGUGAUGCUGGGGGAAACUAAUCCAUUCGAUUCAAAGCCUGGCACCAUUCGUGGUGACCUCUGCGUUCAGGUUGGAAGGAACAUCAUUCACGGAAGUGAUUCUGUAGAAAGUGCUGAGACAGAGAUCAAUUUGUGGUUCACUCCUGACGAACUGGUUGAUUACAGAAGCUGUGCUCAUGAAUGGAUCUAUGAGUAGAACUGAGCCGAUACCUUCUGAUAUUCUGUCUGUAAACAGCUGCUAGCCUCUAGCUGUCUCAACGCCCUUCAUAUAAACUGGUAGAAACCCAUCUCAGAAUUCUGUGAGAUUGCUCUGUUGGGAAUAGUAAAUAUAGUCAGUGUUCGCUGCUGCUUUGGUUAAAAAGCUGUCGAGUUAUAGAUGGAAUUGUACUCUUAAAAAGCUGCUUCUGGGGGCGAGAGAUACGAGGUUAAAACACAGAGCAUAUAACGCAUAUAUUGUCCCCAAACACUCUGUAGUCAAAGAGGGCAUUUUGGUGAAUAGAAAAAAAUUUGGUAAAAAUUUAUUUGGUAAAUAAAUAUGCAAAUGGCUCAGUGUCAAAAGUUGACAUUGUUAAAAUGUUGGGGGACAACUGGUGGUAUGUAAAUAUAUUGAUGGUGUGCCCAAACGCCGAGGACUGAACUCGGUAUCGAGCGAAUCCCCAUGCCCAAGACGGCUGGAGAAAAAAAGCUUCUUUCUCCCUGCGGAACGCGCUGUGCCUGUACGCAGAGCAUAGCUUUGACUAAAAUGAGAACUUUCCUCUAGAUUGACACUGUUUCAGCUUGCUUUUUUUAUCCCCACAUGGGAUUUAUUUAGCAUUUUAAGGAAGGAUUAAUAGGCCAGGCUUUCUGAAAUGCCCUUUUAUGUGAAAAGAAGAUCAGCGUGGGGUUGGUGAGGGAGAUCUGCCUUCAGCCACUUCACUGUAGCAGUCCUCUGACGUUGCGCAGAGCAACAGGGCGCCGUUUGCUUUACUGACUGAAGAGCUGAUAGUUCAGCUGUGUUCUCAUUUGUGUCCUUUCCUUAAUAGUUGGAACUACAAAGCGAGCUGUUCUUGGGUGAGGUAUUUCAGAAGUGACUGUAGCUUUUUUUUUUUUUUUAAUUUAUUUAAUCAUGUAAUGAAAUACAGUCACGAUAAUGCUAAAUGUAUUUCAGUAGAGGUGCCUGCUUCUAUCAGAGAAAACUAUCCGCCUCUUGCAGAAAUCUUAAUAACAAAUAUUCACUAGCUGUACCGGAUGAGGAACAAGAAAUGUGUUGGGGUCAAUAUUAUGUAU